Ectocarpus sp. CCAP 1310/34 is the source of this 3757-nucleotide messenger RNA. NCBI's taxonomy places the organism in Eukaryota, Phaeophyceae, Ectocarpales, Ectocarpaceae. The record is from the annotation of a GenBank genome assembly.
GCGUGGGAUACCGGGGCGGGCAGGAGAGCGACUGGGUGUCUCGUCUAGGAGAGGACCUCGUGGCCUUCAACAUGGGAGACGAAAAGGAAGGGAGUACAUGGAUAGAGAGCGCCAAGGACCCGGAGGUGUGGUACAACAAGGUCGAGGACGGGGCGGCAUGUCUCAUGAGGAAAUGGCACAGGCAGGAGGCGGAAGCCUCCUCGACNAGAGAGCGCCAAGGACCCGGAGGUGUGGGGGAGCGCCGUUUCUACCUGGCAGCGGUUGUCGACGACCUCUUUCUCUCCACCCCGGAGUUCGAGUACGACGGGGUCUUGAACGAGGCCGCGCUCUCCCAGCGGUGCACGGGGGAGGACCUGAGCAACCUGCUCAGCGUGCAGCAAGCCCUCAACACCCAGUACUCGGGGUCGGACAUCAUAACCGAGUUCGCCUUCAACGGCGGCGGGAUUGCGGAGCAUGUGUCACAAGCGGUCGAAAACAUCACGUACGUGCCCGAGUACGAGGAGACCAUGGUGACCACGAAAGGCACCCGGUGGUACGAAGACGGUGAGUUGAUUGAUUUUGUAUUGUUUCUUGAAGGUCGCUCUCUGGACCCAUCAAAGACCUCUACAGGUCAGAUCAACGUGCACGACACCAACUGGCUCGCCACCAACGUCCCCCUCAUGCAGCAAGACAUGGCCGACGGCACCUGGGAGGCCAACGACGAGCUUCUCGCGGCGGUGAUCAGCUACCUCGGCACGUCUUCCACGUUCUUCCACGGCCACCACACCCUCAUCCACCUGUCCCGCGACCAGCUGCGCGAGACGGACUGCGUCACGGAGGACACGGGUAACGUGCAGAUCGCUCUCAUGACCGGCAUGUGGGAUAGCGACAACUAUAACUGGCGCUCCAUGGUAUCGCCCGGCAUCACGGGUCUCUUCAACGAGAACUGCCUUGACUCGGCGGCGCAGAACCUCAUGGUAUGCUACCCUGGCGACAACACCUACGAUGGAACCGUGUCCGGCGCUACGCUCCUGGUCAACGAAGACAACCAGUUCCACUCGAUCUACUCGACGGUUGCCGACAACGGCUACGAUGGCAUCCAGAUCGUGCCCAGAUUCGCGACCUACGUUUACUUCAACUGCGUCACCGGCUCCUGCCUCGUGAACGAGAACGAGUACAUAAGGCGCUUCGUCUGCGGGUGCACCCCGCUCGACCCAAGCAUCGCCGACUACGUGAACGAAUGCGUCGACGACGACGACGCCACCGACAUCCAGUCCUUCGGUGACAUCGACGCGCUCUUCGACGCCGAGGCCUCCACCACCACGCGCUACAUGCUGACUGGCCGCAGGGACAAAUACAUGUUCCACCAAGCCAACAUCAUCCCGGCGGGGGACGUCGGCGACGGAACACAGUCCCUGCUCGACUACUGGUACGAGCGAGUCUUGGAGGUGUUCGCCAGCUACGUCACCUUCCCGGUCAAGAGCAUCAAGUUCGACGACCUGUGCACCGAGUUUACUCUCCACGAAGCUCUGGACGACUCGAGCCCGUACGUCACCAUGGCCCUCGACGCUACCGGGGCUGUUACCGGCUUAACGUACGUCUCGGGCAGCGGGGCCGGGCUCGUGCCACUUACCGUCCCAACCGCUUCCGCCGCCUCGAUCCCGACGACUGACCUUUCCAUCCAAGACACAGAGACUUACGGCACCGACACCACCUACUACCUCAAGGACGACGACGCCUCCACUGUCCCCAGGGUGGGCACCAAGCCUGAUGCCAGUGAGCUUGCCGAAGUCCCGUCGAUCGUUGUCGAGACCGAUGCCGGCGCCACGCUGAGCCCGGCGGAAAUCGUGGAGAACGCCGAGGAGUUGGCGGAGAACCAGGAGACGAACGCCCUCGUGCCCGCAGAGAACGGCGGUCUCUUGGCCGACCAGGGCCUGGUCGACGCGGACGGCCUGGUCGACGCGGACGUCGCCGCAGGCGAAGCGAUCGACGCUGCGGAGGAAGAAGGCCUCCUCUAGUUGUGUUUCAGAAGGCCGAGGAGGUGCUGCCACCACCUUUGCGCUUUGUUUCUGGAGCGUACGGGAAGAAUGCCGCGUUCUCCCAGGUUUUGGUGCUCUGGUUUUUGGUCCGUGUGUGUAUUCCAAUUGCAUUUUUCAUCUUGAGUAAAGUCUUCGUGAGUAGAAGUCUGCUCUAUGCCAACUGAAGAGAACACGUACGUGCACGUCUCCCGCUGUGCUAGGAAGAACGUUUGUCUCCUCCGCAUGCACUCGUAGACUAGAACACGUGUACCUCUUGUGUGGGUUCCCUUUGAGCGUGAUGGAGCCACUGGGUUAUUUCAAAGGCAACUGAAGGCUGCGAAAGAAUAUGCAUAUGCUGUUGGUAUUUUGUUCGAAGGAAACAAUAGGCUCUAUCUGCUACUCGGUUUCCAGAAGACGAAAGGAAGUCCGUCUUGGUGGCGUGAUCUCCGCUAGAUGUGUGUUCCGCCAAUCACUGGGUGUUUCUAUUCCGAAGCACACCAACUAGGAUUGCGAGGAUUGGGCGUAGUGUUUUAUCCUUUUCCGGCACGCGAAGCCGUUCAUGAAGGGCAUGCAUUUGUCUGCCCGAGAACCCACACUCACAUCUCGAGGCCAGAUAUGAUUUUGGUUGAAUACAUCCAACUGGUUUGGCUUGGAGACAUAAUCAAUCGUCCGCUGACCUUCCGUGUGUGGGUCAAGUUUCGGAGGAUCUUGGAGCUGGAUUUGUUCGAUCCGAUGGUGGUGUGUAGGUGCAGUGCGCGUGAUAGUAUGUAUCGGUGACCAUGUUGUUUGAUUUGGCGUCGCGAACGCACAUGGAUGUGUGGGUGUGUCCUUGUUGAGAGCGAUUAGGGUUCGAUAGUGAUGUAUACAUAUGUAAGGGUAGUUUGUACGUUGUGUCCUUGGGUAUGCCAUGUGUUCGUUGUUUCCGUCUCGUUUCGUGUCUCGCUCGGCCUGCCUUCCGCAUGACAACUCGAGCGUUCUUGCAGUGCCUUUCUCAAAUUGAAGAACAAGUUCCGUCCGUGAGCGCUUCGAUGUCGAGCGGGCUCAACUCAAAAACACGUCCACUGAAUACUCUAGUAGAGGUAUUGUCAAGAGGUGGCUGCCCACCAUAGUUUAGCACCGGGGCUAUGGCCGCGGGCGAUUCUUUCUCACGCCGGCCCAGAUACGUUCUAUUUGGCAGAGGUCAUCAACCCUCCGCGCCAGGGUAACGGCAGUUAGGUAAAGGGGUAGGAUUAGGUCUGUCUUUCGGUUUUGUGGAGUUUUGGAAGUGAACGUAUUCUUGUGCUGAGGAGGGUCCAUGAGUGUUGUAAGUGUUCGGGCUCGAUGUCCCACUGGAGCUGCGGAAAUGAAUGGAAUCAAACAGUCCGCGAUUUCGUUGUCUUACCUCGCACGGCAAGGGUGGUCGUUACGCGACAUUAUGUAGGUAGUUUGAUGAUCAAUAUUUCUUUUCUGGAUGCCCGUGUCUGCUUGAUUGUUUACGAGUCGCCCGGUGUGGUUCGCUUGAUUACCUUGGAACAUAACGUCAAUAGCGUAUUUCUUGACUUGAUUGUCGGCCACGUCAGAUGUUCUUAUCUCCCCUGACUCAGCAUAUCAUCUAACGCCCAACCGCGGUCGUCUCGUUGGCUAUCGUGUGUAAUCGUUGUCAAACACCUGACUCAGGCUUGCGGAUCAGAAGUUCUUUGAAGCGAUAAACUCGCAAAGCGGAUAGCGCUAUUUUGUCCUCUCGAGUACACGCAGCAAAGGCAGCAGGAAUCGGUUGCAGA